AUGCAAACACAGGCCUACGAAAAUUUAGCUUUGCGGAAACCUGCAUGGCAAGCAAACAUAUGGCCCGAUGAUGAUAAAUAUAUAACAUGGGGAGCAAACAAGUCUGUGGAUGGGAAAUAUUCAGAUCGCUCCGCAGAUGGCAACCAGUGUACUAUAUCGCAUUCUAAUCGUCUAACAGCGACACUGCGUGUAGACCUAGAGAGACUGGUCAGCAUCAGUCACAUCAACAUCUACUACAGGACGGAUAAUUUUCCUAGUCCUGGUGCCUUCUAUGAUCGAUUUGCUGGGUUUUUCCUCUUUGUAUCAAACACUACGGCACAAAGCGAUGGUCAUUUAUGUUUCCAUGAUAUACAGAACGUGAACGGCACACCAAUAGAGAACCAGACAAUUAUCUGUCAUGUUUAUGGACGGUAUGUCAUAUAUUACAACGAAAGGAAACUGAACGUGAUGUACCCAGCUUAUUAUUCUAGAUAUGCAUACAACGAAAUAUGUGAAUUGGAAGUCAUUGGAUGCAGCAAUCCAGGAUUUUACGGCAAAAGCUGUGAUAAAAAAUGUCCAAAUAAUUGCCAAGAACAACGAUGUGACAUCAUCACAGGGGAUUGCUUGGGUUGUAUACCUGGACACCAAGGUCCUCGUUGUGAUACGUUAUGCAAUAAAAACUCCUACGGCAUGGAAUGUUCUUUAUCAUGUGGCAAUUGUAGUGACGGUGAAACCUGUCACCAUGUCAACGGAACAUGUAUGAAUGGGUGUAACAAAGGAGCCAAGGGGGAUAAAUGUAAGAAUGAAUGCCAGUUGGGUUAUUACGGAAAGGGCUGUAUUCAUAAAUGUAGUGAUAACUGUGGUGUACCCAACAGAUGUGACAGGUUUACUGGAGAGUGUGAGGGCGGCUGUCAGCCAGGGUGGCAGGGAAUACGUUGUAUUAAGCACACUUUGAAAUGGCACAAUGGCCGGCCUGCUAUUUUAACCCCCGAUGCAGCAAAGGACACGUAUCCGAAUCCACAAUUACAGCUGCCACAAAAUGUGUUGCUAUCAAGAGAUUUUUACCUGGCUAAUCUUGUAUACGAUCGUAUUGGGGUGUUGAUUGUAAAGCAACAUGUAGCCCAGAUUGUGUCAGCCAGACAUGUCAUCACGAGUCAGGAGUUUGUUUGA
Molecule: messenger RNA, 1149 nt
Organism: Saccostrea echinata
Lineage: Eukaryota; Metazoa; Mollusca; Bivalvia; Ostreida; Ostreidae
Exons: 8
Coding region: 1-1149 (382 amino acids)
Molecular function (GO): scavenger receptor activity
Source: RefSeq, a predicted model, not a curated record